GUACCUGUCGAUCACACAUGGGCAGAUUGAUUGACAACUAGUCGUCAGAUUCAAUUAGAUUUCACAUUUCCGAAAUAAACAUUCUUUGACAAGACGAAAAAUUGACCUCGGAUAAAAAUUUCAAACAGAUUCUGUAGUAAAUAAUUCAAGAAAUUUACCCUGGAGCAUACUUCAACAAUUUGCAGAGGAAUGCCAGCAGCACACAAAGAGAUCUGUCCAGGAUGUCAGCAUCCAAUCGAAGAUAGAUUUUUGAUGAAACUUAUGGACUGUUAUUGGCAUGAACAAUGUGUACGCUGUUGUAUGUGUCAGAUGGCUCUUACCAAUUCAUGCUUUUCAAGAAACCGGAAGCUCUACUGUAAAGUUGAUUACCAAAAAUUAUUUCGUGGAGCGUGCAAUGGGUGUGGAUUGCACAUUUCUCCAAAUGAACUAGUAAUGAGAGCUCAAGGAUACGUUUAUCAUCUACAGUGCUUCGUUUGUAUAGAAUGUGGUCAGCCAUUACAAAGGGGAGAUUACUUUGUCAUUCGGGAUGGCCAGCUCUUCUGUCGCCUGGACUUUGAAAAAGAAUUCCAUAUGUAUUCCAUGAGUCCGAAAAGUUACAUUUUAGGUGACGAUAGCGAUGAUUAUGAUGACGGGGAAAGCGAUGGAGGUAAACACCCAAAAAGACCACGGACAAUUCUUACAACGAGUCAAAGAAGAAAGUUUAAAUCAGCUUUUGAAAUGAACCCAAAACCUUGUCGAAAAGUGAGGGAACAGCUAGCGGCAGAGACCGGUUUAAGUGUGCGUGUCGUUCAAGUGUGGUUUCAAAAUCAACGUGCUAAGGUGAAAAAGAUCGCGAGAAGACAAAGCCAAGAUGGCAGUAGUGGUAAAGGCAAUAAGAACAAAAAUGGCGAUUCGAAGAAAGAAAAAUCUGAAGGUUAUAAAAGCGAUGAUAGUGAUCCAGAUAGUAAUGGUCGACUGUGUGACGUUGAUUCCAUAGUAUCAAUGAGUUCAGACAAACAUCACCAUGGUAACGCAGAACAAAUAUCACCAUUGCCUGCCAGCGAAUAUCAGGAAUCAAGAUUUGAUGAAAUGGACGAUUCGAGGAGUGUACGGCAAGCCAUGGAAGACAAUAUCAAUUGCAUCGAUCAAAUGUUCAUGACCGAUUCACACGGACAUUCGGCUAUGGAUACCGGCAAUGUCUUAAAUCCUAUUGACAAACUAUAUUCAAUGCAAAACUCGUAUUUUAGUGUUGAAUGAUAUGGAACUGUGAUAAGAUAUAUAUUUGUAUGUUUGGUAAAAGAAGAUACAUGUAGUUGACUUCCGAGUUUACUAUUUUAAAGACAAAUGAUUCUGUGUUUUUAUAGAACUGGGGGUAUUUAUUCAGUUAAAAGCAAUAUAAUGAUCUUGAUAUUAAUGUGCAAUUAUGUGAUAUAUUCUGUCUCAAAAGGAUUGUAGGUACUUUCAAUGUUUUUACCCCAAAAUGGAAAUUACGACAUGUCGUUGGUUGAAUUCCAAUUGUUUAAGACGCUGUUAGCCAAUCACAACGUUUUUGGUGUACGCUUAAAUUGACGCUUUUAUAAAUAUUAUACAUUUUGUGUAUGCACUAGCCUAUUAAGAUGUGUGCAACUAUACCGAUAAACGAUAUAUACUAAAAAAGUCGAAAUAAUAUCGUAUCGAAAGACAAAUAUUUCGGAACUGCAAGUGGUUUUCGCCAGUGCCCAUCAGAUAUUAAUAUUUAUAUGAACAAUUGUGGUCCUAGUUUUUUGUAUCAAAAUAAAAUUGUCCAGCAAAAAAAUAAAUGUUCAAUCUAAUAGUCAAAAAUGUUUCCAACAAUGUAUUUUUCAUUAGAUUUUUAGUUUUGAAUAGGCGGUUUCAGAGCUUAUUGCAUUCUAGCUGGUUAUUAUAUCCAAAGGCAUACACCAACACGUUGCGAUAUGCUUUAAAAAAAAAAAAGGUACUGAACAAUCGAAAAACAACCAAAAACGUAACGUUAUUUUCAUUUUGGUGUAAGAACAAUGAGAUUGUCCUUAGUCCUUCAGAUUUAAGUAGGUGAGAAUUUGAUUAAGGUAUCAAAUCACUAGUAUGUUUGUUUAAUAGGCACAUAAUAAGCUUCUUUGUAACUCUGAUCAAUUCUGCUUGCGGAUGUUCGCUCCUCUUGACUUGUUUUUGAAUUUUGCCAGAUAUUCGGAAUCCUCUAAUCAUAAAAAAAUAGAGGUGCAACUUCCAAUGGUUUUCUUUUCCAAUGUUCAAUGCAGUAAUAAUUUUUUCAAAGUUUUCUUCGGAUGUUUUUAUAGCUUGGUAGUCCGCGAAGGUUUCUCAUGAAAUAAGCCAGACCAGUAAAUUGAUAUAAAGAAAUGAAUUUAUUAUUAUGUACCAUGUGCUAAAAUAUUGAAGUGUAGACUCCAUAGGUAUUUUGCCCAUUCUUGACAUUUGAAUGUACCCGUUUACAUUAUAAUUGAAGCAUAAAAACAAUACCGUUUCUUUAAUUGCUGUUUAAAAAAAACACUUUUAUUUGGUGUAUUAGAAGCUAAGCUUUAAAACAAUGCUAGCAUACAAAUUCAUAUUUCAUAAUCUCAGAUCAUUUUAACUAAUCAUAAAUAUGUACGUAAAAUGCUAUCAAACAUCUGGCUAUCAGCGACCAUGAUAAAGGUAGAUUCAAAUGUCAGUUUCGGACGUAGCGAAAAUUGUUUGUCUUUUUUAAAAAUGAAUUAAGAAAAAAUAAUAAAUUAGGCCAUAAUAAAUAAUAGGUUUGUUUGCCCAAACGCUACCUACCCAGAAAAAAGCUGCCUGCUCAAAUUCUUUUAUUGUCCUGAUUUAAAGAAAGUUUUUUUUGAUCAAAUAUGCAUGAAGACUAAUAAACACCUGAUACUUCAAUUUCUUUUUUUGAAGAAAAAAAAGAAAAUGCCUUUCUACCUACUCACUGUCUCAACGUCUCGACCUUGGGUAGGGUUUGGGCAAACCAAAAUAUUUUUAAGUGUGGCCUUACUGCUUUUUCUUUUUACGAAUUUGAACAUCACCCUCUGCCCUUCCUUAUUAAUAGAUGUUGCCGCCUCAGUUACUGCCACUGUGCCCGUCAAUGUGUCCGUUUCUAUAUACUACAUUGAAAUUUAUUUAAGAAAGAACAAAUCAAUUUCCAUGUACAUUAUCUCAUUCCUGGAAGUUUGUUUUCUACGCAUUUUCAUUUUGUUUAAUAUUGUACAUUCGACUAAUAAUUAUGUUAUCAAACACAUUAUGGAAGUUAAAAAUGCAUUUCGCGGUUUUACUUUUUUCAUAUAUAUAAAAAUUCCAAACAAAAAACCGUGAGCCCUCCCCUCUUUUGAAGUAAAAUGAUUGCUGCCUAAACAAUUUUAAAAUAUUUCAUACUUUGAGGGAACUGGCAUCUGGAAGGGUAUAAAUUAGACAAAAUUUACAAGAUAUAUUUAGACCCGUCAACAAUGAGCUAACAGAUCAAUAAUGUUAUAUCCUAUAUUUGCUUUUCAUAAGUUCUGAUUUUUGUUUAGUAUUUGACAUUGAAUUAAACCAAUGACUUAAUUUUGUAUGGUUUGUUUUAAUGUGUUGGAAAAUAAAAAUUAUAUUGUGCUUUAUUUAUUUUAUAUUGUUAUACAAAUGUUGUCACGAAAAUUUGAAUAAAGAAUUGAUAUUUUA
Messenger RNA from Mytilus trossulus (common blue mussel), 3624 nucleotides. RefSeq names its product LIM homeobox transcription factor 1-alpha-like. Gene Ontology annotation, biological process: regulation of transcription by RNA polymerase II; neuron differentiation. Bases 190 to 1236 code for a protein of 348 amino acids. The record is from RefSeq and is a predicted model, not a curated record. Gene Ontology annotation, cellular component: nucleus. The transcript is spliced from 9 exons. NCBI's taxonomy places the organism in Eukaryota, Metazoa, Mollusca, Bivalvia, Mytilida, Mytilidae. Gene Ontology annotation, molecular function: RNA polymerase II transcription regulatory region sequence-specific DNA binding; DNA-binding transcription factor activity, RNA polymerase II-specific.